Messenger RNA from Cyclocybe aegerita, 657 nucleotides. The record is from the annotation of a GenBank genome assembly. NCBI's taxonomy places the organism in Eukaryota, Fungi, Basidiomycota, Agaricomycetes, Agaricales, Hemipholiotaceae.
AUGGCUCCCAGCCCUUUCCCUGUCACCACCACCGAGGAGGAACGGUACGGGAAAGGCGAGUACACAGCCCACUCUUCGAUCUGUGGCGUCUUCAUCUCCUGGGACCCGCAGAGCACCGCAGGCCGUGCGCUCGCAGAGAUCCUUGGAGUGCCAUACAUUUCUAUGGACAGGAUCAUGUGGAAGCCCGGGUGGGUGCAGACGCCUCGUGAAGAAUUUUCGGCGGAGCUCGUUGCUGCCAUGGAGCAGAACGAACGUGGUUGGGUCGCAGACGGCGAGUACGCGAACCGAGGAGGGUUGAUCGCCUAUGGAACCUCUACCGAUGUCAUUUGGUUGGAUCCACCUCUCCUACUCUACUUCCCGCGCAUAGUCCUCCGCACCUUUCUCCGCCUGUUCAGAUUGGAAGAGCCGUGCAGUUCAGAGUGCCCCGAGCGCGUCAGCGAAGUUUUCUUUUCCAAGGAAAGCAUCAUCUGGUGGUGCAUUAGCAAUCACUGGAUCGUACGCGAGCGUAAUCGAGCACGAAUGGCGGAGAUCGGACUGGAGGAAGGAACGGAUGUUGAGCACCGUAGAAUGAGGAGGAUUGGAGGAUGGGGUACUGACCUUACAAAUUGGCUGCGCGAUGUUUAUGACAUGGUCUCCUCGAAAGCCAAGGCAGAUUAG